GUGGCAAUCACGCGCUGAUUCUUCUCUACCAACCACAAAGACAUUGGCACCCUUUAUCUUGUAUUUGGUGCCUGAGCCGGAAUAGUAGGAACCGCCUUAAGCCUCCUCAUUCGGGCCGAACUUAGCCAACCCGGGUCGCUUCUCAGUGAUGACCAAAUUUAUAACGUUAUCGUGACUGCCCACGCCUUUGUAAUAAUUUUCUUUAUAGUAAUGCCUAUCCUUAUUGGAGGAUUUGGAAACUGACUUGUACCACUAAUAAUCGGAGCCCCAGACAUAGCAUUCCCACGAAUAAAUAACAUAAGCUUCUGACUACUACCCCCAUCAUUCCUUCUACUCCUAGCUUCUUCUGGUGUUGAAGCUGGAGCUGGAACAGGAUGAAGCGUAUACCCACCUCUUGCAGGGAACUUAGCCCACGCAGGAGCAUCAGUAGACCUAACAAUUUUCUCACUUCACCUAGCAGGUGUUUCAUCAAUUCUAGGGGCAAUCAACUUUAUUACUACAACCAUCAACAUGAAACCCCCAGCCAUCUCCCAAUACCAAACACCCCUGUUCGUCUGAUCCGUGCUUGUAACCGCCGUAUUGCUCCUUCUAUCAUUACCUGUUUUAGCCGCAGGAAUUACAAUGCUCCUAACAGACCGAAACCUUAAUACCACAUUCUUUGACCCGGCAGGAGGAGGAGACCCAAUCCUUUAUCAACACUUAUUCUGAUUCUUCGGCCACCCAGAAGUUUAUAUUCUCAUCCUCCCAGGAUUCGGUAUCAUCUCCCAUGUUGUAGCCUAUUAUUCAGGCAAAAAAGAACCGUUCGGUUACAUAGGAAUGGUCUGAGCCAUGAUGGCGAUCGGUCUACUAGGGUUUAUUGUGUGAGCUCACCACAUGUUCACUGUUGGAAUAGACGUAGACACUCGAGCAUAUUUUACAUCCGCAACAAUAAUUAUCGCAAUUCCAACAGGUGUAAAAGUAUUUAGCUGAUUAGCCACACUCCACGGAGGAUCCAUUAAAUGAGAAACACCAAUACUAUGGGCUCUAGGGUUUAUUUUCCUAUUCACAGUAGGGGGACUCACAGGGAUCGUCCUAUCCAAUUCAUCACUUGAUAUUGUCCUUCACGACACUUACUACGUAGUAGCACACUUCCACUAUGUACUAUCAAUGGGUGCUGUAUUCGCUAUUAUGGCAGCCUUUGUGCAUUGAUUCCCCCUAUUAACUGGAUAUACUCUCCACAGCACCUGAACAAAAAUCCACUUUGGAGUUAUGUUUAUUGGAGUUAACCUCACGUUCUUCCCACAACACUUCCUAGGCCUUAGCGCUAUGCCACGGCGAUACUCCGACUAUCCAGAUGCCUACGCCCUGUGAAAUACAGUAUCAUCCAUUGGAUCGCUAAUUUCCCUAGUAGCAGUAAUCAUAUUCCUAUUUAUCCUAUGAGAAGCCUUCGCCGCUAAACGAGAAGUACUAUCUGUAGAACUAACAGCAACAAAUGUAGAAUGACUUCACGGCUGCCCUCCUCCUUAUCACACAUACGAGGAACCAGCAUUCGUUCAAAUUCAAUCAAAUUAA
Molecule: messenger RNA, 1551 nt
Organism: Cyprinus carpio (common carp)
Lineage: Eukaryota; Metazoa; Chordata; Actinopteri; Cypriniformes; Cyprinidae
Source: the annotation of a RefSeq genome assembly